AUGCAAAUGGAUCAAACAUACGGAGAAGUGAAUCAGCUCGGUGGUGUUUUUGUGAACGGUCGGCCUCUGCCCAACGCGAUUCGGAUCCGGAUUGUUGAACUGGCGCAACUGGGAAUCAGGCCGUGUGAUAUCAGUCGCCAACUGCGGGUCUCCCAUGGCUGUGUGAGCAAAAUCCUGGCCAGAUACAACGAAACGGGAUCCAUUUUACCCGGAGCCAUCGGCGGGAGUAAACCCCGAGUCACGACUCCAAACGUAGUGAAUAGUAUAAGGGAUUAUAAACAGGGCGAUCCGGGAAUAUUUGCUUGGGAAAUCCGCGACAGGCUCCUCGCAGACGGAGUUUGCGACAAAUAUAAUGUGCCAUCUGUGAGCUCCAUCAGUCGCAUUUUAAGAAACAAGAUUGGGAAUAUGUCUCAACCGAGCCAGUAUGACAGCAAACCGUCUCCACCUCAGAUCUCCUAUAAUCCCGUCUAUCCAUAUUCUUACCCGAACACCAUGUCUCCGACCGGGUCCAAACUGGGAAGUCCACCUGCUGUCAGUCUGUCCCGGGCCUGGCCCUCUGUCCACACCGUCAGCAACAUAUUAGGAAUACGGGCUUUUAUGGACCCUGCAGCCAUUGCUGGAACCGAGAGUUAUCAGGCGAAAAUGGAGGACUGGAGCGGAGUUAACAGGCCUUCAUUCCCCUCCGUUCAUGGAGUCGAUAAAACAGACACUGACAUUAAAUACAACCAGGCUUCAUCUAAUUUAUCCGGAUAUGUUCCCGCGUGUGCUUACUCCGCCACUAAUCAAUACGGCGUUUACGGUGCGGGAAAUUACGGGCAUCACUGGCAGUCUCAGAGCGCGAGCCUGACCCAUCCAAACACCGGAACCAUGAUACAGAGCCCGAACCUGCACACAGCUUUAACCUUCAAACACUCGACCCGAAACGACAGAAAGAGUCCGCUGGGCAAACAUCAGCACGAGGCGCCGAGCAGUGUUCACGGCCUCGCGCUUCCCGCAUCAGAGUCGCAUUAA
Molecule: messenger RNA, 1011 nt
Organism: Paramisgurnus dabryanus
Lineage: Eukaryota; Metazoa; Chordata; Actinopteri; Cypriniformes; Cobitidae
Gene: pax1b
Product: paired box 1b
Biological process (GO): regulation of transcription by RNA polymerase II; anatomical structure development
Molecular function (GO): DNA-binding transcription factor activity, RNA polymerase II-specific; RNA polymerase II cis-regulatory region sequence-specific DNA binding
Source: RefSeq, a predicted model, not a curated record